AUGGCACAUACUCAGAGAAGUCAUUCUCCAGUGGAUCAAUUCAUCUGCAUUUAUCCAGCGUAUUUGAAUAACAAGAAGACAAUAGCAGAAGGAAGAAGGAUACCUAUAGACAAGGCUGUUGAAAAUCCCACGUCCACAGAAAUCCAAGAUGUAUGUGCAGCAGUUGGAUUCAACGUACUGUUAGAGAAAAAUAAGAUGUAUCCUAGAGAGUGGAACAGAGACGCGCAGUACAGAGGUAGAGUACGAAUUCAGCUCAAACAAGAUGAUGGCAACCCAUGUUUACCUCAGUUUCCGACACGUAAAUCGGUGAUGCUGUAUGCUGCAGAAACCAUUCCCAAACUGAAAACAAGAACCCAAAAGAUGGGAGGUAGUGAUCAAAGUCUUCAGCAAGGAGAGGGAGGCAAGAAGGGUAAAGGGAAGAAAAAGAAAUAAGCUCACAUCUGGAAUAAUUGUUACGUCGCAUAUUUGUACUUAUGACAAACAUGGAUGGACACAUUACUUCCUGCAACUUUGAAGUGAAAGAUACAAGAAAUAAACAUGAAAAGAACUGCCUGCUUUUCUCGGAACUGGAAUGCAUGUAGCUGCCUUGUAUCUGCGUAACAGUAAAUGUCUUCACACACAA
Tauraco erythrolophus (red-crested turaco) is the source of this 622-nucleotide messenger RNA. The record is from RefSeq and is a predicted model, not a curated record. NCBI's taxonomy places the organism in Eukaryota, Metazoa, Chordata, Aves, Musophagiformes, Musophagidae.